This is a messenger RNA of Elaeis guineensis (African oil palm), 569 nucleotides long. NCBI's taxonomy places the organism in Eukaryota, Viridiplantae, Streptophyta, Magnoliopsida, Arecales, Arecaceae. The record is from RefSeq and is a predicted model, not a curated record.
GGUGCAAAGGUGAGACUAGAAUGCCGAUCGAGGACCACCGGCGCAAAGACGUGCAGCUUCGACGGCGUGACGGACCGCAGUGGCACCUACAACAUCCUUGUCGCCGAUGAGCACGAGCACGAGACCUGCGAGGCGGUGCUCGUGAGUAGCCCGGUGAAAGGUUGUGCCAAGACGCUGGAGGGCCGGGAGAGGGCUCGUGUGUUCCUCACCAACAACAACGGCAUUGCAUCAACCAAGAGGUUUGCCAACUCACUGGGCUUCCAAAGGGAUAUCGCCUUGGCAGGCUGCGCUCAGCUGCUUAAGAUGUAUCAGCAAUAUGAGAAUGAAGUCUAGGUUUGAAAAGAAUAUAGUCUGGUCUCCUUCUAUGUAGGCUAAUAGCCAAAGGAUCCUUUCUUUGCUGUUAUGAUUGUUCUGGGUACCUUACUUGGUUCUUUUAUUUGACAAUUGGUAAAUCUAUCUAUUCCGUUUUGGUAUCCUAGGAUCGAUGGUUUCUAGUUUUAUAUUGUGAGUGCGAUUGUGGGUUCUUUUUCAUCUAUGGUUUAGGAGAAAACAGGCUCUUUGGAUUGUUU